This is a messenger RNA of Haliotis rubra (blacklip abalone), 776 nucleotides long. Its product is annotated as glutamic acid-rich protein-like. Gene Ontology annotation, molecular function: DNA binding; protein dimerization activity. The record is from RefSeq and is a predicted model, not a curated record. NCBI's taxonomy places the organism in Eukaryota, Metazoa, Mollusca, Gastropoda, Lepetellida, Haliotidae. The transcript has 10 exons. Bases 279 to 665 code for a protein of 128 amino acids.
UGACACUGUAGGCUUGCACAUAUCUGGAUGGCAAGUUCUGGCCCUUGGUUUAAAAGACAGGUUUAUGGAUGCAACUUCUGUAGAGUGGCAAUACACAUUCUCCAUCAGUAUCAUUUGCCACAUUCAAGAGUAAUUCAAGAAGUGAAAGGAAGCAUACUACCCAUAUUGACAUGAAACAAGACUGAACGCAUGCAGUGCCAUGAAGUCCCGUUCACUCUUUUCAUGGAAACGUAUGAUGUUUUGAAUAUAGUUUCUUGAGAGAUGCAAUACAAUUGUGUAUGAUUGUUCUAGAUGAAGAUGAAGAACGCAGAAAACGUGAGGAAGACGAAGAUGAAGAAAAUGAAGACGAAGAUGAAGAAGAAGAUGAGGAGGACGAAGAUGAUGAAGAAGAUGAAGAUGAAGAACGCAGAAAACGUGAGGAAGACGAAGAUGAAGAAAAUGAAGACGAAGAUGAAGAAGAUGAAGAUGAAGAACGCAGAAAACGUGAGGAAGACGAAGAUGAAGAAAAUGAAGACGAAGAUGAAGAAGAUGAAGAUGAAGAACGCAGAAAACGUGAGGAAGACGAAGAUGAAGAAAAUGAAGACGAAGAUGAAGAAGGUGAGGAAGACGAAGACGAUGAGGAAGACGAAGAAGAUGAGGAGGACGAAGAUGAUGAAGAAGGUUAGAAAUGCUACCACAUUCUCACAGACAAGAGUAAUUGUUAUUGUGUUUCUUUUGAAUAAUCAGUACUCUCACACCACAGACAUUCAACUGGUGGAAGAAAGACUAUGAUGUAU